GUUGUUUUUGUUUGUGUGCGCGUAGUAUUCGCGCCGCCCAGACGACCGAACCGACAUCGGCCAUCGACAUGCAAAUGUAAAAUUGGCGUCGUAAUCAUCCGAAUAGAAAGUGAGAAGAACGGUUUCGUGAAGAGUGAACGCUCCUCACGUAAUUUUAUGUGUGAGAGUUGUUUUGUUGGCCGAUCGUCGUCUGUCGUCUGUGGCACGAACUGCACUGCGCGUCUCGUCUAUUAAUAGUUUAAUUCAUUCAACUCGCAAACGCCGGACGUGCAUAAUAAGAGUUGAAGAGUUCAAUUGAGAGAGGAAAAAUGAAGUGAACCAGUGAGAAAUAUGAAUAACUACAUGCAUCGUCUACUACUCACCCUCUGGAGGAAGAAAUCAUCUGUCCUGGCAGCAUCUCUACUAGUGAUAACACUACUAUUGGGUUUGCAAUAUUCGUAUAGAGUCCAACGACAAACUCGUGACGCUUUGGAAGCCACAAAAUCUUCGGGGUCCUCUGGGGAAGUAAAACGUGAAGCUUUAGAUGGGUCCAAUCUGCGGGUCAAGGAUGGGAAGUUCAAGGAUCACGACGCGGAUAGAGAUCGGGAGAGUGAACGCCAGUUGGGUGUACCAUACGUUAACUUAGACCCACACAAUCCAUAUAUUCCUAAAUCAAGACUAGUUCACUUUGAUCUGAAAGGUGCUCCGCCCAGAAUUGGUUACCUUAAGAAGGUCUUAAGUUUGGUUAAGAACUUAGGUGCUACUGGAAUACUUCUAGAAUAUGAAGAUAUGUUUCCAUUCCAAGGACCUCUCAAACAUAUAGCUGCAAAAAAUGCGUAUACACGUGCGGAAAUCAAAGAUUUUCUGGAACAUACCACCGCAUUAAAGCUGGAUGUUAUCCCAUUGGUGCAGACAUUCGGCCAUGUUGAAUUUGCCUUAAAACAUAAGGAGUUUGCUAAUAUCAGAGAAGUUGCUAAUAGUCCACAGUCACUGUGUCCCAGUAGAAAUGGCUCGAUGGACUUCAUAUCAGAAGUUGUCAAUCAGGUACUUGAUUUGCACCCAACUUCAAAAUACUUACACAUCGGCUGCGAUGAAGUUUACCAGAUGGGCGAGUGUGAACUCUGCCGUUUGGAACUUCACGAUACUCUAUUCCUGCGUCAUAUUCAAAACGUAGCUAAUUUAGUCCACGAGCGACAUCCUUCGAUUCGAUUGAUUAUCUGGGAUGAUAUGUUGCGCCAUCUUAGUACCCAGAGUAUGCUUGAUAUACAACUCGGUCUUUUAGUGGAACCAAUGAUAUGGGUUUAUGCUGAAGAUAUCUAUCGAUUUGUACAACCGCAAAUCUGGGAAAAGUAUUCGGCGGUAUUUUCUACGGCUUGGACUGCAUCUGCGUUUAAAGGCGCUUUUGGAGAGACGCUUUAUGUGCCAGAUGCGCGUCGCCAUCUUGAAAAUAAUCUCCGCUGGCUAGACGUAAUGUCCCAGCAAGGCAGAUACUUUAAAAACGGCUUUCAAGGAGUUGUCCUCACUGGCUGGCAGCGCUAUGAUCAUUUCGCUGUUUUAUGCGAAUUGCUACCAGCGGCAAUUCCGAGUCUAGCGUUAUCGUUAUUAGCCGUAUCAAAUGGUUAUUUCAAUGCGUCUCAUAAAGCUGCACUGAUGUCAGCGUUAUCUUGUCCACAAUAUGGCCGCAAUACACCGUUUAUUAACCUUGACAUCGACCCACAUCUAUGGGACAAACUGGGAAGGUGCAUGUUUCCCGGCAGUCCGUUCUUCCGCGUUACAUAUCGCCUAUACUCAACCGAGAACGAAGUCAAUGAUUAUAUCAGAUCUACGACAAAGAAUAAAGGCUGGAUGACAGAUUACAAUGUUCGUCGCAACUAUAGUUUACCUUUGAGAGUUGAAGAAUUAACCGCUGAUUUGCCACGAAUGCAUCAUGGAGCUAUUUCAGUUGCAAGAUCAGCAAUAGAUUCAAUGCAGAACAUAUUCGAUAACUUUACUAUCAUGGAAUGGGUCGAGCAGAGGGUGUAUCCGAUGAUUAUCGAGUUAGAGAAAAUACAAAAUCAAAGCUUAGCUCUAAAGAGUCAGAAGUACUGGGCAGCGCGCCCGCUCAAACCACUUAUGGACCUCGAACGGCUUGGUAUAACAUAAACUCCAACCAUCAAUUUUUAGCACUAGUCACAUCAUUAUUAACUCUAGUCAUAUUUAUAUCAACAUUCAACUAAACUGUUUUAGGCUAUGAAAAUCUUUACAUCAUAUUAAGCAAUGUUUUUAUACAAAAUUUCAGGGGUGUCUCUACUUUUAGAUGUUAUUCCUUUAUAUGAAACUUUGUUGGUAAAUAAAUUUUGUUUUCGAAAA
Messenger RNA from Dalotia coriaria, 2328 nucleotides. RefSeq names its product hexosaminidase D-like. Gene Ontology annotation, biological process: carbohydrate metabolic process; regulation of DNA-templated transcription. The transcript has 2 exons. Gene Ontology annotation, molecular function: DNA-binding transcription factor activity; sequence-specific DNA binding; hexosaminidase activity. The record is from RefSeq and is a predicted model, not a curated record. The coding region runs from base 331 to 2121 and encodes 596 amino acids. NCBI's taxonomy places the organism in Eukaryota, Metazoa, Arthropoda, Insecta, Coleoptera, Staphylinidae.